Molecule: messenger RNA, 3257 nt
Organism: Sphaerulina musiva SO2202
Lineage: Eukaryota; Fungi; Ascomycota; Dothideomycetes; Mycosphaerellales; Mycosphaerellaceae
Product: urease
Exons: 3
Coding region: 68-2590 (840 amino acids)
Biological process (GO): urea catabolic process
Cellular component (GO): urease complex
Molecular function (GO): urease activity; nickel cation binding
Source: RefSeq, a predicted model, not a curated record
CGACUUCACGUCACAUAUAGGAGGUAGUAAAAAAGGUUAGAAAAGGUACAACGUUGUCGACGGCAAGAUGCAGUUGGCGCCGAAGGAGAUCGACAAGCUCCUCAUCUCGCAGACCGGCUUUCUUGCUCAACGACGACUCGCCCGUGGUGUCCGCCUCAAUCACACCGAAGCCCUCGCUCUCAUCGCCUCAGUCCUCCACGAACUCAUCCGAGAUGGCGAGCACACGGUCGCAGACCUCAUGUCGCUGGGCACAACCCUGCUGGGAAGACGCCAUGUCCUGCCCAGCGUGCCCCAUACCUUGACGGAAAUGAUGGUAGAAGGGAACUUCAGAAAUGGCACAUAUCUGGUCACCAUCCACAAUCCCGUUGCUACAGAUGAUGGCAAUCUGGAGAGAGCGCUGUAUGGAAGUUUCUUGCCUGCGCCCGCAUUGGAAAAGUUUCCGUGGCCGCCUGUGGAAGGGUUGAAAGCAUGGGAACAUGAAAAGAUGCCAGGUGCAGUUGUGGCUGUCAAGGGUGCCGCUGGCAAGAUCGCGCUCAAUGAGGGAAGACGGAGGAUCAAGCUGAAAGUGACGAGCAAAGGUGAUAGGCCAAUCCAGGUGGGGAGCCAUUAUCACUUCGUCGAGACAAACCCCAAGCUGGAGUUCGAUCGUAUCAAGGCGAGGGGCAUGAGGCUGGACAUUGCAGCUGGGACUUCUGUGAGAUUUGAGCCAGGAGAAAGCAGGACUGUCACGCUUGUUGAGAUUGCGGGCAACAAGGUCAUUCGAGGAGGUAACGACCUUGCAGCUGGUGGCAUACAUGCUGUCAGUGAAGAUGGACUAAUACAGCGACUGAGGGAGGGCGGUUUCCUCCACGUCGAACAGCCACGCGCAGAUCUGGUUUUGGAAAACUACACUAUGGAUCGCGAAAGCUAUGUGGCCAUGUUCGGACCUACCACCGGAGAUCGAGUCAGGCUGGGUCCCACAGAUCUCUGGAUCCAGGUUGAACGAGAUCUGACCGUCUAUGGGGACGAGUGUUCUUUCGGUGGUGGCAAAACUAUUCGGGACGGCAUGGGUCAGGCCUCCGGACGACUGGAUAAAGACUGCCUAGACACUGUAGUCACAAAUGCACUGAUUGUUGACUAUACCGGCAUCUACAAGGCUGAUAUCGGCAUUAAGAAUGGCAUCAUCGUUGGCAUUGGCAAGGCAGGUAAUCCAGAUGUGAUGGCAGGAGUUCACCCAGAUCUUGUCAUUGGCGGCGCGACAGACGUAAUCGCAGGAGAGCACAAAAUCGUCACAUAUGGCGGGUUUGACUCCCACAUCCACUUCAUCUGUCCGCAACAAGCCUAUGAGGCAGUUGCCAGCGGCAUCACGACCUUCCUAGGCGGCGGAACUGGUCCUAGCACAAGUACAUGUGCAACCACUUGUACGCCAAGCACCAAAAUGAUAGAGUGGAUGUUGCAAGCAUGUGAUGUGCUGCCUAUCAAUGUUGGUGUCACGGGUAAAGGUAACGAUGCAGACCCGACUGGACUUCGAGAACAAGCAGAAGCCGGCGUGUGCGGUCUCAAGCUGCAUGAGGACUGGGGCACCACUCCGAAAACGAUAGACACCUGUCUGUCCGUAUGCGAUGAAUAUGAUAUACAAACUCUGAUCCACACUGAUACUUUGAACGAGUCUGGCUUCGUCGAGACUACCGUCGCGGCGUUCAAGGACCGCACGAUUCACACCUAUCAUACUGAAGGUGCGGGAGGCGGUCACGCACCGGACAUUAUUAGCGUCGUGGAGCAUCCAAACGUGCUCCCAUCCUCCACCAAUCCGACACGCCCAUAUACUGGCAACACAUUGGACGAGCACUUGGACAUGCUCAUGGUCUGCCACCAUUUAUCCCGCAAUAUUCCGGAAGAUGUUGCCUUUGCUGAAUCACGCAUUCGAGCAGAAACCAUCGCUGCAGAAGAUGUCCUUCACGACCUUGGAGCUAUCAGCAUGAUGUCUUCAGACUCCCAGGCCAUGGGUCGCUGCGGAGAGGUCAUUCUGCGAACAUGGAACACCGCGCACAAGAAUAAGGUUCAACGAGGUUUCCUGCCAGAAGACGAAGGCACUGAAGUGGAUAAUUUCCGCGUCAAACGCUACAUCUCCAAGUAUACGAUCAACCCGGCAGUAGCUCAAGGUAUGUCUCACCUCAUCGGGUCCAUCGAGCCAGGGAAACUGGCCGACCUCGUCCUUUGGGACCCAGCCAACUUUGGUGCAAAGCCGAAGCAAGUGGUGAAGGGGGGUAUGGUCGCUUGGUCUCAGAUGGGUGAUCCCAACGCCAGUAUUCCCACUGUCGAGCCAGUGAUGAUGAGGCCCAUGUUUGGCGCCAUGGUUCCUAGCACCGGUAUAGCUUGGGUCAGUGAUGCAAGUGUGAAGAAUGGUAAGGUUGGUGGGUAUGGCUUAAAGAAGAGGAUCGAGGCAGUGAAGAACUGCAGGUCAAUUGGUAAGAAGGACAUGAAGUUCAAUGGGGUAAUGCCGAAGAUGAAAGUCGACCCGGAGAGAUAUAUCGUGGAAGCCGAUGGAGUGGAGAUGAAGGCUGAGCCUGCCUUGACGCUACCUUUGAGCCAAAGCUACUUCAUCUAUUAGGAAACAGAUCCGUGACACCAGCCUUCGCACCUCAGUCUCGAAAUUACCGUGGACAGUAGAGGACUUGUGACAGACACAGCCCCAUGGAUUCGUUUGGUUGCUACCGCACGCCAAGCCUACUCUGGGCUACUACCUAAAUCUUGGUGCUUUCCCGAAGGAUAUACUGCACAAUGAUAGUCCGCUGGUGAGAAUACAUCAAGCUAACUCGGCAGGACUACGAGCCAUUUCCUGCACUUCGAAGUGCGUCGAGCUUCAGUGUCUCCAUGCAUGCAAGCUUUAGGUACCUCCUCUAUGGAUUUCCUCGUAGUCCGCACGAUUGGAGAGGUCUAUCCUCCAUUGGGUAUUGUCUCGAGCUACUGUGCCAGCUCAUUAUGGGACUCCGCACGAAGUAAAAAGCCGUUGCGCAUGCCAGCCAUCUAUGUACUCUCGCGUAAUGGCCCCAUUCUCGCAACGCAAGGUCUCGAUCGGGCGCUUCUUCUGUAGUACGACUUUCGAUCUGUAGCUACCUCAUGCCAGAUGAAGUCCUCGUUACGCUCUGCCAGUUCUUUCAUCCAGGUGUAGCCACCGCAGCAGGUUGCGGCUAAUUCUAAGGACGCGUCGAUGAGGACCUGAAGUUUUUUGUUACGCACCUCAAUCUCAAUGCGUCUGCCAAAUCCAGAUAAGUUAU